AUGGAUGCCGCCUCCGAGUCCACCCAGCACCAAGAUGCGCGAAAGCUCAUCGAGGAGUCGCUGAUGUUCAACCGGGAGAAAAUCAUCAUCAUGGGCACCGACCCGUCCAGCCCCUCUUUCGUCGCCUGGUUCAUGAUAUCCAGCUACUUCCCUGUUUUCGCCGCCUGUUUGGGCCCAAUCGUCAACAUGAUCGCCGUGGCCGGGAUCGUGGACAAGUGGGGCAUGCACCAGGGCCAUUUCGUCCCGGACCCGCCCGGCAUUUUCGCCGUCAACGUCAUCUCCCUUGUGAUUGGCUGUUCCUCCAACCUGGUGCUGUUGCUACAUUUUGCCAAAAAAGUGUCGUAUGUGCGCGCACAGCUUUUCAACAUAAUAGGAUGGAGCAUCGCCGCCGGCAUGUUGCUCAUAGCCGUCAUCGUCGACAGCUACCGCGACAUGCGCCACGGCCACACGCGCACCAUCGGUUUUUGGUACGCGUGCAUCACCGUGGCGCUGUAUGCGCUCUGCACCAUCUUACUGUGCGUGCAUUUCCUAGGGUUCCACAAGGGCCACUAUCCCGCCACUUUCAACCUCACAGACAGCGAGCGCAACGUCAUGAUCUUUACCUGCGUGUUUUCGCUCUGGUUCAUAUGGGGGUCCGCCAUGUUUUCGCAACUUUUAAACGUGACUUUUGGCAACGCACUCUACUUUUGCACAAUCUCCGUUCUCACUGUUGGCCUGGGCGAUUUGGUACCGACCACGGUGGCUGGUAAAAUCAUGAUUCUGAUUUUUUCGUUAACCGGCGUCAUCAUUCUCGGUUUGAUUAUCGGGAUGACCAGAGGCGUCAUACAGUCCUCUUCGGGUCCCGUGCUAUUCUUCUACACGGUGGAGACUGCAAGAGUGAAAGCGCAGGAAAGGCUUUUGGCAAAUAUUGGCAACACCAAGAACAGGGAUUCCUUCGAUGAAAUUAACAAGAUCAGAAAGGUCUCCAAGUUUAAGCAGCAGAAGUGGACCCUUCUCUCAACUUUUUUCGUAUUUCUCACUUUCUGGCUGGUGGGCGCUCUUGUUUUUUUCUUCGCAGAGGGCUGGUCCUAUUUCAAUUGCAUUUACUUCUGCUUUCUCUGUCUGAUCACCAUUGGGUAUGGUGACUUUGCCCCCAGAACAGGAUGCGGGAGGGCCUUCUUUGUGACAUGGGCCAUUGGAGCAGUACCGUUAAUGACUGCAAUCAUCUCCACGUUUGCGGAUAACCUUUAUGCGAUGGCAGUUAAUUUAGAAAUUAGCAUAAUCAAGCUCUCCGAAUGGGUAACAAUUCCUGCAUUUUCAUGCUACGAUUGGUGCGUCCGUCAUUUUUCCAAGUGGAACCGUUACAGCGCGUCGAAAAGCACUUCCACGAGCAGUGAGACCAGCUCCGACCCAACGGAUUCUUGUCAACGGAGUGUUGACGAGGAACUGGGUUCUUCCAGAGAUGCAACUUUUCCUCUAUCUUCAAGCGCCAACCGCACGGAUUAUAGAUCAAAUUCUAUCCGCAUGAAAACGACAGAUGACAAUCACAGCCGCUCACAAAGCCUACCUGCAGAGGAAUCAAAACUAGUAGAAGAACUAGGUGCCCUUCUAGGGUCGGUGAAAUGGCUGCAACAGCUCUCAAGGAAUGAUGCACGCACGAAAAUUACUUUCGAACAAUGGAUGAGACUAUACGACGUUAUUCAAGAAGAAGGCUACGCUGUAUCAGAUGACCCAAGCUUUUGGUUAUCAGAAAAGUCUCCUUUGAGAUACCCUCUUGAUGAGCCUCGGUACAUCAUGUACAGAUUACUGACUAGUAUCGAGAACGACAUUCAAGAUAUAAUUACUCGGUUAAAAGACCAAAAACCGCAUGAUGAUAGUGCGUCAGAAUAG
Molecule: messenger RNA, 1869 nt
Organism: Lachancea fermentati
Lineage: Eukaryota; Fungi; Ascomycota; Saccharomycetes; Saccharomycetales; Saccharomycetaceae
Source: the annotation of a GenBank genome assembly